Physeter macrocephalus (sperm whale) is the source of this 4788-nucleotide messenger RNA. RefSeq names its product ARF like GTPase 14 effector protein (gene ARL14EP). The record is from RefSeq and is a predicted model, not a curated record. The transcript is spliced from 5 exons. Gene Ontology annotation, cellular component: intracellular membrane-bounded organelle. Bases 236 to 1018 code for a protein of 260 amino acids. Lineage: Eukaryota; Metazoa; Chordata; Mammalia; Artiodactyla; Physeteridae.
UCUAGCCUGGCUCGCCGCUCUCUCGCUGGUAGCUCCGGGAAGAGCCGAGAAGCCGGCGGCCGAGGCCCAGCUGAGACGUUGCGGGUGUGGCCCGGACCCCGGCGAUGGAGAGCUCCCGCUAAAGUUUAUGAAAGUUACAACCACCCCCCCAAAUAAUCUUCCCUAAGUGUCGGACUUCCUGGAAGGGUGAUCUGCUAGGCAAAAAUCAAAAAGAGGAAAUUUGCUAGAAUCAAAAAUGAUGGAUCCAUGUUCAGUUGGAGUCCAGCUUCGUACCACAAAUGAGUGCCAUAAAACCUACUAUACUCGUCACACAGGUUUCAAGACUUUGCAAGAAUUGUCAUCAAAUGACAUGCUUUUACUUCAGCUUAGAACUGGAAUGACACUUUCUGGGAACAAUACAAUUUGCUUCCAUCAUGCAAAAAUUUACAUCGACAGAUUUGAGGAUUUGCAGAAGUCAUGUUGUGACCCAUUUAACAUACACAAAAAACUAGCCAAAAAAAAUUUACAUGUAAUUGAUUUAGAUGAUGCCACUUUUCUGAGUGCAAAAUUUGGAAGACAGCUUGUACCUGGUUGGAAACUUUGUCCAAAAUGUACACAGAUAAUCAAUGGAAGUGUGGAUGUUGAUUCUGAAGACCGGCAGAGAAGAAAACCUGAUUCAGAUGGAAGAACUGCUAAAGCUCUGAGGUCAUUACAAUUUGCAAACCCAGGAAAGCAAACUGAAUUUGCUCCAGAAACUGGUAAAAGAGAAAAAAGAAGGCUUACAAAAAAUGCAGCUGCUGGUUCAGACAGACAAGUGAUCCCAGCGAAGAGUAAGGUCUAUGAUAGCCAGGGUCUCCUGAUUUUCAGUGGAAUGGACCUGUGUGACUGCCUCGAUGAAGACUGCUUAGGAUGUUUCUAUGCUUGUCCUGCCUGCGGUUCUACCAAAUGUGGUGCCGAAUGCCGCUGUGAUCGCAAGUGGCUAUAUGAGCAAAUUGAAAUCGAAGGAGGAGAAAUAAUUCAUAACAAACAUGCUGGAUAAUUUGUGGUAUCAAAUUACGGGAUCUUUAAAGUUCCUUUCUCUAUUUCUAAAUUCUAAGGUACCUUUUAAAGUUGAUUGCCAAGUGACAGACAUGCACUCAAUGUGCACUAAUGUUGCUUUUAGGAUGCUUUAAGAUAAAUUAUUUGAUGUAAAGUUUGAUGGACUAUUUAUUACUCAGCAGUCAGCUUCAAGCCUGUCUGGGUCAAUGUAAACAAGCAGUGUAUAGGCAGUCCUCAAUUUGCACAAUUCCCAGGUCCACAAAUUUCAAUGACAGUGAUUUAGUUAAAUAAGCCAGUUCCCUAACAGCACAGUUCAAAUUUCAGUCACCAUGGUAUAUUAAUUGUGAGUAUUUACAUGAAGUACAAGCUUCCUUGCUAGCUCUUAAGUCCACAGAUCACUAUGCAAGUAACAGAUGUGCUUCAAGAUCAGUGAUCAAUCACGUUACUUCUCUCAAAUUCUGCAAGUGAUUGGUCACUGCACAUCUGUUAACUCAGUUGGCUCAGACAGCAAAGCACAGAGUUGUGUUGACUCCUGCCACCCGUGACAUUUUACAAAGUGGAUAAUCAGAAUUGGCCAACAAAGAUGGAAGUGCAGUGAAGAAAUGAAAAUGAUAAUGCUAGAAGUGUGACUUGAAUUGAACAUACAUAGAGUUGUAGAAGAAAUCACUGAUCAUGGGAAUGUUGACACUGCUGCUAUUCUAGAGCCUCUAGAUAUGCAGCUAGAGGAACUCAGUGAAGGCAAACUUAGCAUCAUAAAUGAGAAAAGGAGGAACAUGUCCCAGAAGAAGUGAUGGUAACAAACUUCACAUUAAAGGAAAUUACAGAGGUAUUUCACAACAUUGAAAGCACAAACGAUAAAAUGGUGGAAGCUAAUAUAAACUUAAAGGAGUCUGACAACUUGCAGUGGUAUAGAAAAGAUGCUUACCCAGUACCAUAAAUUACUUGACAAAAAGGCAAGUACUAUUACACCUGAUUAGUUUUUUACAAUGAAAUAACACUUCAGUUUUCAGUAUUUCUGAUUUAAAUUACAGUGUACUAAGUAAAUACUUUUUGACAAUUGUUUCAUUUUCUUUUACGUUUAUAACUGACACUUUUUAAUAUUUUGACAGAUUUUUUUCAAGGUCACAGAACAAUAAUAAUUUUCCCCAUUAAUUAUUAAGAUUAUUUUGAUUGCCAUUUUUAUGGUCCCACACUACUGCCCAUGCAAGGCAAGGACUACCUAUAGGUGAGACUAGUACCUACUUCAGGAAAAGUUAAUUUUGAUACAGCUAAGUAGUUGAACUAUUUUGGAAAUAAUCUACAUAACUAAGUACUAUAAUACAUCAUUUCUUCUCUCCACUUAUUCUUUUAAAAAAAUGUUUUAAUACUGUAAACCUUUCAUUGCUUAGACUGUGUUCUUGGUGAAAAUUUGUGCUUGGUGGCAAAAAUCUUAUUCUUUCUAUGUAUAAAACAUGGAUAUACAUAUAAUAUAUAAGCAGAUAUGCAUUAUACCUGUGGUAUUUCAAUUUAAUAGGAUGUUGACUAGGAUUAAAAGGGCUAAAAACAGCUCCUUAAUGGGGUAAUAAUGAAACAAGGUAGAGAAACACUGGUUGAGACAGAGUAUAAAUUAUUUGGAAAUUGAUUGAAUCUUGACGUUGGAAUAUGUAUGGGUACCCUUUGGAGGGUGGGGGUGGGUGGUAACGUCUCUCUGCUCUUUUUUUCAAGACAGCUAUCCAUCAGUCUGUCUAAAAUAUUUUAUUGUCUAGGACACGGCCUCUAAACUAGCUUUUUGUUUUCCUUAAGUAUAGUACUUUAAUCAAAUGAGCUUUUAACAACUUGAAAUACUUUUAGCUGUUGAAAAUAGAUUUAUACAGCCAAUUUGAUGAAUUGACCAAAAGAGGUUUAUUUUUACUCCUGUAUACUUUUGGUAUCUGUUUAAAAUGACUGGUUUUACUUUGAUGGCGUGCCAUUUUCAACCAUAGAAUUAAAAUGUCAUUUUUAAGUUAGAAGUGUUUACCGACCCAAUUAUUAGAAGUACAGUUUAUCAAUUCCUUGACUGAUGUUUCAACAGAGCACUGACAAAAAGAAUAUUUUGGCUUUCUAUAUUUAAAUCAGAUGCUAGAUUCUUUUUUUUUCCUGGAUUAAGGAAAUAUUUUAUCACAGAAGAGACAAACACAGGCUCCUAAUUUUAUCUGAACUUCUAGGUUAUUAGACCUUAGUUGAGUUACUGCCAUCAUUUUUUUUUGCUUCUAAAUAUGACUUAGUGUAUUGCUUAAGCUCUUCAUAGGGACAAGUUAAAAUCUUAGCUUUUUGGUUUGUUUAAAACAGGAACAUAUUUUCAACAAAAUAAAUGACUUUAAAAUUCAAAUUGUUAUAUUUCAACAUUCCUUAGUAGAACAUUUCUCUUAUUUUUCAAAGAUGAUAAGUUUUUUAAGGGAAACUUUCUCGAACAAUUUUGCAAAUAUUUGUUCAUUACGCCUAUUUAGGAGACCAAACUUUUAGUGAGCAUGCAAAAUGUUUACAGAGAAAGGUAUAUCCGAUUUGGAAUAGGCUAUAAUAAAAGCUGUGUUUCAGAAAAACUACAUCACAAGUCCACUUACUGUUUUAAUAUAAAAUUACAGUAAUAUAGAAUACAAUGAAAUUGUCUAGAUCCUUUUUGUACUUUGCGUAAGUAUGAUUCAAAGUGGCUAAAUUAUUUUAGAAUGCUAUUAAUCUAAAAGCAAAAAUAAAAGUUGUAUGAAACAUGUAGCUUUGGCUAUAGGUGGGUCCUUGUUGAAAAGUUAACAUAAGACCAGAAACGUUGGUCUUCCAGUGUUGGUCACAAACGUUAGAGUGAAAAAUGCAUGUGUAUAUUUGAAUAAAAUGAGUGGCAUCCCAGUGAUCUUUUUCCCAUUUGUCUUUUACAAGUAUAAGAAAAUAGCUACUUAUCUUUGGAAUAUUAUUUAUGAGAUUCUUCUAUUUUUUUAAAUAUUUUGUCUAUUUCUAGAUAACAAGCUGCUCUACAACCUGACAGUCUAUUCUAAAACUGCUUUCCUGGCGUGGAUUCAACUAAGUAAUUUUUAACAGAUGUAUUUUGAAACAUGCAUACAUAUAUAUCCAUACAGAGAGUGAUUUAUUCAGAGAAUAUAACUUAUAGUAAGUUCCAGCAUGGUUCUUAACUUUAUGGAGGUCAAAGACCCCUGUGAGAAGCUGAUGAAAACUAUGAGCUCCCCAGAAAAAUGCAUUUGAGUACUCAUAAAUAUUCCACAUUCAAAACCCCUGAACGUGUAUUGAAGUACCUGGGUAAUAGGCAUUUUCUGUAAACCACUUGAUGUUUGUUUUUUUUUAAGUGAGGAUGGCUGUCUAAAGCGUAGUUUGGUUUUUUAUGUAAUGUUGUAGGUGGGUUUUGUUAAGCGAAAUCAGAACGGUUCAGUUCGUUGAAAGACCUCUUGCUACCCUGAAAAGGCUAAAUCCCACCGUGGCCCACCGCUCCCCCUUCCAAAAAGGUAAUUACACGUCGAGUAGCAAUGUAGAAAACUGAGGUGUCUCACAUGGACUGAGCUUUUGUAAUUAGAGAUUUUCUUGCAUUAUGGUUAUGCUGUUAGAAAUAGCUUAGCAUCCUUGUACAAAUUCAUGCAACACUGCUUUAGUUUUUGCUGACAUCUGCUGGUAUUUUCAUGACAAUAAACUCUGCUGCUGCUACUUAAUGGUUAAUCUCUUUGCUUAUAAAUUAAACUAUGAACACUGGUAAUUACCUUGAAGUGGGAUAUUUUUUAAAAUUCUCAAAGUAGAAUGGCUUCUCUUUUUAGCAUU